GAAAAAGUUUAAAGGCAUGCGUUUCGGAGAGCUCACUUGAUUAAAUCUGACAGUGCGCAUUCUAUCAAGAUCACAACCCCGUGCCAAGAGCUUAUCUACCUGUCAAUCUAUAUAAGCGCGCCAUCUAAAAAGAGAGUUUCCACCAUCAAGAUGUCAAACACGGGAGGUCGGCGACUGAAGCAGUGGCUGAUUGAGCAGAUCCAAAGUGCGCAGUAUUCUGGACUCCUGUGGGAGGAUGAAAGCCGCACUAUGUUCCGAAUUCCAUGGAAACACGCAGGAAAACAGGAUUACAACCAAGAAAUAGACGCAUCCAUUUUUAAGGCCUGGGCUGUGUUUAAAGGCAAGUAUAAGGAGGGGGACAAGGCUGAGCCUGCAACAUGGAAGACCAGACUUCGCUGCGCCUUGAAUAAAAGCCCUGACUUCGAGGAGGUGACUGAGAGGUCACAGCUUGAUAUUUCUGAGCCUUAUAAAGUGUACCGCAUUGUUCCAGAAGAAGAGCAAAAACACGGCAAAAGUUCAGUGAUGGCUGUGACAGCUACCACCAGCUCUGGUGAGAUCACAGAUAUGGACUGCAACCCCGAGCUAGAAGAGCUCAUUAAAGAGGAGGAAAGCUGUAGCAUCCAAGCCAGUCCAGAAUAUUGGUCCCAGGGCAGUGUCAAUGCUUUCCCACUGCAUCAGGAACCUUUGCCAUCGAGCAGUCUCAGUUCAGCCCUCUGCCAAAUGAUGAUCAGUUUUUACUAUGGAGGAAAGCUGAUGCACUCCACACUGGUGACUCAUCCUGAAGGAUGCCGAAUCUCUCCGCAACAUCCCCUGGGUCGGGGUGCCCUCUACAGUUCAGACAGCAUGCAGAGUGUUUAUUUCCCCCCUGCUGAACUCAUUGAGUUUGAACGGCAGCGCUAUGUCACGCGCAAGCUUCUGGGCCACCUGGAGAGAGGUGUAUUGGUCCGUGCAAACCAAGACGGCAUCUACAUCAAAAGGCUGUGCCAGAGCCGUGUCUUCUGGAGCGGAUUGGGAGAUGUGGGCUCGCAAUAUGGCUCAAUGCCUGGCAAACUCGACAGGGAUGCUGUUGUCAAGAUCUUUGAUACAGCAAGGUUUCUUCAAGCUCUACAGCUGUACCAGGAGGGUCAGAUUCCUGCUCCUGAUCCAACAGUGACUCUGUGUUUUGGAGAAGAGUUGCAUGAUCACAACAGUGCCAAAAACAAACUGAUCAUCGUCCAGAUCACUUCAGUGAACUGCCAGCACGUGCUUGAGACAAUGAACAUGCGUCGUGCCCAGCCUUAUUGCAACAACCCAAACCUAGAGAUGUCUGAUGAUGCGGCCACUGACCAGAUGGCUCGCAUCUACCAGGAUCUGUGCAGCUACAGUGCUCCUCAAAGGCCAACUUACAGGGACAACAUGCCAAUCACUGCCUAAGAUGUGAGCAGUAAUACCUGACAAGAGCUCUUCAGCUUGCUCUAAACUGAAUACAGAACAUAAGAAGAACAUUCUUUGCUUUUCUAACACACGCUGGCGAGCCAAACGUGAAAGAGCACAUUUCUUCUUUGACUAUAAGACUUUAAAGCUGAAGCUCCAUAUUAGAAAGUCGACAAAUUUUUCUAUACAAGUAAUGUUUACUUUUGUGUAAAUACAGGGCAUAACUCUGCCUAACGUCUGAUUCAUUUUUGUAAGAUGUUUUUUUAUUAUCCAACUUAAGAGAACAGGUAGCAUAUUCAUGCAUGUUCAAAUACUGUAUUUCCUACAACUCAAGUCUUUAUAGAUACAAAUCUUUCGUAUCUAUAAAGAUUUCUAUUCAAAGUCUUUUUGCAAAAUGGCAGCAGUUUGAUAUAUAAAAGCAAUUUAGUUUGCUACACUGAAUUUUAUUUUUGAUAUUCUAUCUUUUUCGUACUUUUUGAGUUUCUUUCUUGUUUGACAACCAGCUGAAUAAACAACCAAAUUUUUAUCAAGUGUUGAGUUGAUAAAAGUUGCAUAAAGUUUUAGAUGCAAAGUGGCAUUUAAUGAAAGAUAGGUUUUACUAUCAGACUUUUUAAAUGAUUGAUCUUUAGUUCAACCUUUUGUAGACCGUGUUUCAAAUAAAACCUUUUUUACUGAA
Maylandia zebra (zebra mbuna) is the source of this 2089-nucleotide messenger RNA. It is a transcript of the gene irf8, whose product is annotated as interferon regulatory factor 8. Gene Ontology annotation, cellular component: nucleus. The record is from RefSeq and is a predicted model, not a curated record. Gene Ontology annotation, molecular function: protein binding; RNA polymerase II cis-regulatory region sequence-specific DNA binding; DNA-binding transcription factor activity, RNA polymerase II-specific. Gene Ontology annotation, biological process: immune system process; regulation of transcription by RNA polymerase II. NCBI's taxonomy places the organism in Eukaryota, Metazoa, Chordata, Actinopteri, Cichliformes, Cichlidae.